UUGGCGGCAAAACACGCGGCUAAAAAGCAAAUAAUUUAACUGUGACUGGGGUCGAAUCUCGAAACACUAUAGAGCGUUUCCUUACCGCGUUGGACAAUAAAAAUCUGUAACUCGAAGCACUUCACCCGAACAACAUGUUCAUCAGAGUCAUCACGUUCGGGCUGCUGGCCGCUGCCUUCAACGCACCUGUGACACAAUCCGCCGGUUCCUGUUUGUCAGCGUCCUGCGCGAACUACAAAGACAUCAACACGCUGUGGUGCCACACGGAUUCCACGUACUACUGCCGCUGCCGGCUCGAUGCCAGCGGAACGUGGGUGCCGCAACAGCAACCGUGUGCCGGAGGAACCGCCUUUAGCUUCCGGCAGCAGACUUGCGUCCACCAAGCUAUCUGGAAACCGAACGAGUGCCCUCCAGUCGAAGUGGAGGAGGAGGUGGAGCUGGUGGUCCUGGAAUGUAGCAAUUCCUGCGGAACGAGCGCGGAAAUUGCUCGGCUAGCGUGCCAUCCGGAACCGACCCGGAAGAAGUUCUGCCAGUGUCGCCCGACCGAGGUGGAGCGGGUUUUCCGAACCCAACCGAUGCCGUGCGCCAGCGGGACGAGUUUCAGCUAUAAGAGGCAAACCUGCGUGCACGAUGCCCUGUGGACGGAUACCUGUCCGGACGCAUAAAAUUAUGUAUUUUGUGUUUGAAUAAAGUGGAUUCUGAAAUUGGUUUUGAUAUAAAUUUCGGUAAAUUUUAUUUUUGUGCUCUAAAGGUACGUGCAGUGGAAAUUUAUUACGGUUUUGACAAACGAGUAGAGGUUUUGAUCAUUUGAGUGAGCCUCGCCUCACUGUAGGAAAUUUUCGAUUUGUGAUCAAAUGAAUAAAAUGCAUUCAAACGUUUGGGCUGGGAAAGGUGUCAUAAACAUCCAAUCAUCGGAUUGCAAUAUCAUCGCUCGCACCCCAUAUUUCGGUAUUUAAUGAGUUGACAGCCACUAUUCAAUAUAUUAGAUAAG
Armigeres subalbatus is the source of this 991-nucleotide messenger RNA. RefSeq lists its product as uncharacterized. Gene Ontology annotation, molecular function: chitin binding. The record is from RefSeq and is a predicted model, not a curated record. The coding region runs from base 135 to 665 and encodes 176 amino acids. NCBI's taxonomy places the organism in Eukaryota, Metazoa, Arthropoda, Insecta, Diptera, Culicidae. The transcript has 2 exons.